Messenger RNA from Pediculus humanus corporis (human body louse), 3051 nucleotides. RefSeq lists its product as uncharacterized. Bases 1 to 3051 code for a protein of 1016 amino acids. Lineage: Eukaryota; Metazoa; Arthropoda; Insecta; Psocodea; Pediculidae. The record is from RefSeq and is a predicted model, not a curated record. The transcript is spliced from 7 exons.
AUGGAGGUGUAUCAAAAUUGUACGGAUAAUAGUCUGCUGACGGAAAUAUCAUUGCCGCAACAACUUUAUCUCAAACCGGAAGCCAAAUUAAACGUAACGGUCGCGUUGCCCCAAGUUCGACUUCCGGGUAAAACGAUAUCCAAUUGGGAGGUUAUGGAAAGGUUGAAACAAAUGAUACAACCGGAAGAAUUCAUAAGUUUAAGGGUGUCGAAAACGACGAUCGAAUUCAUACGUUUCGAUGCGGAAAUAGAAAACAGGAGUCAAUUGGGUAACGUCAUAUCUCUCGUCGAUGGUAAAUCCAUUAAAUUGAGCGGAUUUCCGGAAUUGUUAAAAGUCAAAGCGGCAGAAUCGAAACCGGAUUUUCCGACUCGUCACGAUUGGGAUAAGUAUUUUCGGGAUGCGAAAAACAUGAACGAAAUGAAACCGGGAGAAAGGCCGGACACGAUACACAUAGAAAACAUACCCAGCAAAUGGUUCAUAUCGAAAAAGGAUUUGCGUAACGGCGUCGAAAUACCCAACGAAUUCACAUUGGAAAAAGUUUUCGAAAUUUUCGGGGAAAUCCGGUGCGUCGACAUACCCAUGCUCGAUCCGUACAGGAAUCAAAUGAAAGCGAGCAUAUCAGGUAUAAAAAAAUUCAGUCAUUCAUCGGAUUCGACAUUCGAUGCUUACAUACAGUACAAGGAAUAUAUAUGCUUCGUCAAAGCCAUGAACGCUUUGAGAGGAAUGAAAUUGGUUCACAAAGACGGAAACGAAACGUAUUCGGCAUCCAUUAAGGUGGAUUUCGACAAGACCAAACAUUUAAGCGACAUGUCUAUAAGGAAAAGAAAAUUAGAAAGGGAGAAAUUAAUGGCUAAGGAAAGGGAAAAAGAAGAAGAAAAACGUCGAGACGAAGAAGCGGCACGCAUGGCGUUGGAAGAAGAAAAUCGAAAAAAACUAGAGGAAAAAGAAAUGAAAGGAAGACGGCAAAAAGAAAGAGAAGAAAAGAGAAAGCAAAAAUUGUUGAAAAAAUUAAAAAAAAAAGAAGCCGAACAAAUGAAUAUAAAAAUUGCGAUCGAAGAGAGGAAAUUAUUAAUGGCGCAGAGAAAAUUGGAAAGCAUAAGAUUGCUCGACGAAUUGUUCGAAAGAGUCAAAAUAGAAAAACAAAAAGAGGGAAAACGUGAAAGGAUAAGGGAAAAAAAAGAAGAAGGCGGUGGUGGUUGUGACGAUGACUAUGACGAUGAUGAUGAGGACGAUGACGACGAUGAUGACAAGAAGUCGAAAAAGAAAAAAAGUGACAAACGUAAGAAAAAAGGAUGUGAUAAGGAUAAAAAGAAAAAGGAAAAAUUAUUGGACAAGGAAAAAGAAUUGAGGAAAAAAUUAGUUAAGAAAAUCAAAAAUGCUCAAGAGCAACAAAUGCAAGAGAGGAGAGAGAAACUCAAAAAGACUUUAGAAGGGAAAAACAAAUUGAAAAAUUCUAUGAGGAUGAGCAAAGAAAGCGAGAAUUUAGAUGACGAAGGAGGAUUUGACGUUUACAAACGUGGAAAAUUCGAAAAUUACGAACAUUUUCCGGAUUAUCCAAAUUUCGAAUCGUACAAAGGAGGUUACGGCGGAUAUCACGAUUGGAAUCCGAAAAGUUUUCGAGGAGGUUUCAUGACCAGAAGACCUUUUAGAGGUUAUCGUAACAUGUUUAAUAAUUACCACGAAGAAUGGAUGGCGUAUCAGGAUCACAUAGACGGACGGAAAAAAUUAGAAAUGGAAGAUGAAAAAAGAAAAUCGGAUAAAAUAUCCGAAGAUGGAGUCGAAGAUAUAUCGAGCGAUUUAUCGAGCGAUAAUUACAGUCAUUUAAAUUCGAGUUCCGAUAACGAUGAUGAUGAUGAUGAUGAUGAUAAUGAUGAUAAAAAAAGUAAAGGAAAAUCAUCCGAACGUAUCGGUGGAGAUUGGACGAAACCGGAUGGUCAUUCGAAAGGAGAAUUGGAUAGUAGUAGCAUAGGUCCCGUCCAUUCUUGGAUCGGAUAUUCCGACUUUUACAAUCCGAGAUACAUGAGAAGUCGAGGAUUGAGAAGACCUCGCGGAGUGUACAUACCCAGAAGAGGUUGGGGAAGAGGUUUUCCAGCUCAACCUAAUCCGAACGUACCAAUGAAUUCGUUUUACAUGCAAAGCAUCAAUUCUCAAUAUUACAAGUAUUUCAAUAAGUUAGCGAAAGGAGAUUACAACGAACACGAUUAUCGUGCGCAUUCGAGAUCUCGUUCGAGAUCCAGAUCUCAUUCGAGCGAGAGAGUCGUUUGCCGGAAAGUUUUGAGUCGUUCACGAAGCCGUUCAAGAAAAUAUUCUCGUUCCGUAUCAAGAUCCCGAAGUCGAUCGAGGAGACGAUCGAAAUCCCGGAGUAAAAGCAGAUCGAAAGACAGAGAUAGAAAACGUUAUAGGAGUCGCAGUUCCGGAAGCAAGAGAAGGUCAAGUUCAAAACACAAAAGAUCGGAAAGUCGGGAUCGAUCGAAGUCGAAAUCGCGAACUCCGAUAAAGAGAUCGAUUAGCAAAUCGAAAGAAAUGACGACGACGACGACGGAAAAAUCGGAUGGGAAAAUGGAAAAUGCGGAAGAUAAAGAUAAAGAAAAGCAGAAGAGCAAGGAUAAAAAGAAAGAAGUACAAUCGGAGGUAAAAGAACCGGAGCCGGCGGCGGUCAAAGCGAAAUCGGAAGAAACGGAAUGGUCGCUGUCGUUGAGCGGUUCGGACGAUUGGUCGAGAGGAUCGCCGGAAAGGAAAGCAAGACCCUUGGGCGAUCCCGAUUGGAUUCCCGAUCGCCGGGAGAGAGAUAAUGAAAGAACGUACAGGACUCUGAUGAGUAAAGUGACGGGAACGUUUUCGAACGACAGUUACAUGGGAUACGACGGGAGGUCGAGAAACAGGUUCGGACGAACUACGGAUUACCGUUACGGCGGUGAUAGGGAACCCAAUUUGAGGAGUCACAUUUCCAGGCCGUCCGAUAAUAUGGAAUCGCAUCACGGGAAAACGGGAAAAGAUUCUAAAAAAUCGAGACACAAAAGGGAUAAGAAAAGAAAGAGAAAAAUGUCUUGA